This is a messenger RNA of Microthlaspi erraticum, 1194 nucleotides long. The record is from the annotation of a GenBank genome assembly. Lineage: Eukaryota; Viridiplantae; Streptophyta; Magnoliopsida; Brassicales; Brassicaceae.
AUGGAGGCUUCCGAGAUGACAAUGAUGGAGAGCCGACCGGGAGUUUUUGUCGUCGGAUCCUCCGGCGUUGGCAAGCACACCCUCCUCUCUCGAUUGCUCUCAGUCGAUUUUGAGGAUUCAUCGGAGUCAUCAGCUCAAACAGAAGUUCAUGGCUGGACGAUUAACACUAAGUAUUACACUGCGGAUGUUUCUGUAUGGAUAUCACAUAUCUGCGAUGGCUACUCUCUGCCCAAGCUCCCUCGCUCCUAUCCAUUGGUGGCGCUGGUUAUGGUCUUGGACUUGAGUGAGCUGUCAACUCUUGCUGCUCUUCAAGACUGGGUUUCUCAUACUGACAUCAACAGUUUUGAUAUCUUGUUGUGCAUUGGGAACAAAGUAGAUCUUAUCCCUCACCACCUAGCUCAUGAUGAAUACAGAAGACGUCUUUUGAAGGCAACAGACUCCUCUGGAAAUCUGUAUUCAGAGUUUGGGAUCUCCGUAACUGAAGGAAGUAGUCUUUUGGGAAGCGAAGAAGAUUCAUCACUGGAUAUCCGGGGAGCAUGUCUUGAGUGGUGCUGCGAGAACAACAUCGAGUUCAUUGAGGCUUGUGCAUCUAAUCCUGAUUUUGAUAAGUGUUUAUCAGCUGAUGGGGAUUCUCAAGGGGUUGAACGUCUAUUUGGGGCUCUUUCAGCACAUAUGUGGCCUGGAAUGAUUCUGAAAUCAGGAGAUAAGAUACAUGAGCCCGUGUUACCUCUUGUCGAAGAGUUGUCAGAAGAAGAAUCUGAAUACGAAUUGGAGUAUGAAGUGCUAUCACCAGGUUCCGCUGAUCCAUGGGAAAACAUGGAUGAAAGAUGGGUUUCUGCAAGUGAAACCCAUUCAUACGCAGAUGCUGGCGGAUCCACUUCACAGGAAAAUAAUAUGGUGAAACCAAAGAAAGUUGUGGAUGAAGAGCCAAGGCCUUCAGGGACAAUGAUAGAGCCUCUGAAUGAGACUGGCAGAACAAGAGCUGUAGUAACAGAUGAAAAACCUUUGGACAUAGAAAACGACAAAUCUUAUGAGUUUGGAGACGUGGAGCAGUUGAUGUCCGAGAUAGGGAACAUCCGUGACAACUUGCGAUUGAUGCCUGAUUUCCAGAGGAGGGAAAUAGCGGCAAAUCUAGCAAUGAAAAUGGCUUCCAUGUUUGGAGGUGACAGUGAUGACGAGGAAGAACCCGAGUGA